Molecule: messenger RNA, 4302 nt
Organism: Kwoniella shivajii
Lineage: Eukaryota; Fungi; Basidiomycota; Tremellomycetes; Tremellales; Cryptococcaceae
Product: protein CFT1
Exons: 19
Coding region: 1-4302 (1433 amino acids)
Cellular component (GO): nucleus; mRNA cleavage and polyadenylation specificity factor complex
Molecular function (GO): protein binding; nucleic acid binding
Source: RefSeq, a predicted model, not a curated record
AUGCACGCAUUUCAUCAAACGUUACUACCUGCGUCGUCCAUUCAUCAUUCAUUGUUCUUACCGAAUUUCACACCUUCGACUAUCUAUCCAUUACCCAAACCCACCUCGUCUUCGUCGACCACAAUAGAAAAUGAAGUGAAGAUAGUCGGUAAUCUGAUCGUAGCAGGCGGUGAAAAUUUACGUGUUUUCGAAAUUCGUGAAUCGAUAAAUAUCCCUUCUGCCCAAACACAGAAUGGAAUCUCUAAUAUCGAUGGAAAUAGUAAUGGAUAUCUGAAUGGAGGAGGGGGGAAUGAUGAUGAGAUGGAAGAAGGUGAAGAGAUUGGAGAUGGUUUCUUCGAUGAUGGUCACUCAAACCGAGAACCUGUCAAAUUCGAAAUCACACGUAAACUUCACUUACUUGCUCAUCAUGAAUUGAAUGGAAUCAUAACCGGUUUAGCUGGAAUAAGAACCAUUGAAAGUAGUGUUGAUGGUUUAGAUAGAUUACUGGUUUCGUUUGAACAUGCAAAGAUGGCCCUGCUCGAAUGGUCGAGAGGAUCAAUAUCAACAGUAUCUCUACAUACAUAUGAAAGAUGUCCUCAAAUGAUUUCAGGAGACUUACAAACUUAUGUUCCCAUGUUAAGGACCGACCCUCUGUCGAGAUUGGCAGUGUUGAGUCUACCUGAAGAUUCAUUGGCUGUUCUACCUGUAUUACAAGAACAGUCAGAACUGGAUUUGAUCGAAGGUUUUGCUCGAGAUGUCCCAUACUCUCCUUCUUUCGUACUCUCUCUUUCCGACGUAUCACCGACAAUCAAGAACUUGCAGGAUCUUCUUUUCUUAUCUGGAUUUCAUUCCCCUACACUCGCCCUCCUUUAUUCACCUCUACAUACCUUUUCUGGACGUUAUCAGACUAUCAGAGACAACUUUUGUCUCGAAAUUCGUACGAUUGAUUUAUCGUCAGGUGGAACAUACCCUUUACUCACUUCGGUGACUGGUUUACCAAGUGACAGUCUUUAUCUCGUACCAUGUCCUGCUGAAUUGGGUGGUGUGGUCCUCAUCACGUCAACAGGGAUAGUACAUAUCGAUCAAUCUGGAAGAGUGGUGGGAACAGCCGUCAAUGCAUGGUGGAAUUAUGCGACUUCGCUGAAAAACGAUCAAUUAUUCGAAAACAGAAGAUUGUCAUUGGAAGGCUCAAAAUGUAUUUUCGUCAGUGAAAGAGAUAUGUUAUUGAUAUCACAUAAUGGUGAUACACAUCAAGUUAGAUUUGAAAUGGAUGGUAGAAAUGUCGGAAACAUCAAAAUCGAUGAAUCAACAAGUUCAGUUCCACCUCCAUCAAGUGUAGUGAUAGCAGGAGAAAAAGCAAUCUUCAUAGGUAGUGCAGAAGGUGAUUCAUUAUUAGCUAAAAUCAACAUGGAAAGAGAGAUCAUCGUAAACGGGGAUGAUGCAAAUGGAUUGAAAAAAGAAGAAAAAGAUGAAAUGGAUGUAGAUUGGGAUGAAGACUUAUAUGGAGAUAUGAACGACCCUUCUAAUGCUGGAUUGCUUAAUGGGCAGAAGACAGAAGCUACUGGACCUGUCAAGGUCUCAAUAUUACCAUAUGAUACCUUGUCAGGAGUCGGCAAGGUAAUGGAUAUAGAAUUUGGUAUAGCUGCAACAGAUCAAGGAACGCGAACUUACCCCCAGUUAGUGGCUUUGAGCGGUGGAAGUAGAAAUUCGACAUUUAACGUAUUCAGACGAGGUAUUCCGAUCACCAAACGAAGGCGGUUUAAUGAGUUGUCAACAUCGGAAGCCGUAUGGUUCUUGCCCAUAGAUCGACCAUCAGGUCAAAAAUUCAAGGAUAUCCCUGAUCACGAGCGAACCACAAUGCUAUUCAGUACAGAGCGUAAUGCCACGCGUGUAUUUAUCUUGUCAAGUAAAGCUAAUCCAGAACAAAUCGGUCGGAUAGAUGGAAGAACAUUGAACGCUGCUACUUUUUUCCAGAGAAGUUGUGUGAUGCACGUCUCACCAUCCGAAGUUUCCCUAUUGGACAACAAUGGCAAACGGAUACAGAUUGUGUGCCCGAGAUCGGAUUUGCCCCCUAUCUCCAGCGCUUGCAUUUCAGAUCCAUAUGUCCUUAUUCGAAGGACAGACGGGAGUGUCUCUUUCUUCGUCGGCGAUACAGUGGCCAGAACAGUAACCCAGGUGUCUAUAAAUGGAGAGGGAAACGAUGCUCCACUGUGUCAAGCGAUCGAAGUCUUCUCGGAUGAUACUGGCAUUUAUCGCACCUUUGAACCAUCGCGAUCUUUCGAUCAGAACCAAGCGAAUGGUUCGGCCUCGCGUUCAAAUGCUAUAAAACAAGGACAACAAUCACGACUACAACUUACUCAACAACAGAUCAAAAGACUGCAGGAACAAGAACCUGCCAUUUCAAUCGAUGCGCCGAGUAUGGAAACAGCUAUGAACGCUUCAAGGGGAACCCAAUGGCUCGCACUUCUGACCAAUAAAGGAGAAUUACAAAUUCGAUCUUUACCUGAUUUGAAAGUCGUACUUCAAUCCGAUGGAUUGGGAUCAUCAGCUCCAAGUUUCACCGACGAUUUGGUUGAUGGAGUGACAAAAGAUGAUGAGGUCGAUGAUGAAGUCAAGCAAAUGGUAUUUUGUCCUAUUGGCAAAGGGACUGUUAGACCACAUUUACUGGCAUUACAUCAAUCGGGAAGAUUAAACACAUAUGAAGCUCAACCUAGAUUCACAGUAGACUCAUCUUCGCAAAUACGUAGAUCGUUGGCUGUUAGAUUCACAAGAGUCCACACACAAUUACUUCCUAUCUCAGGAGGAUCCACAAAAUUACCUUAUACGAUCAUCCCAUUCUCUGACAUCGAAGGUUUGACGGGAGCGUUCAUAACGGGUGAAAAACCUCACUGGAUAGUCUCGAGUGAAGCUCAUCCUUUAAGAACUUAUGCACUCAAACAGGCUGCUAUGGCUUUUGGGAAGACCACUCAUUUAGGUGGAAAGGGAGAAUACUUCAUAAGAAUCGAAGAUGGAUCCUUCAUAUGUUACCUUCCUCCAUCGCUGAAUACGGACUUUGCCAUGCCUUGCGAUCGGUAUGAGAUGGAUAGAGUGUACACUUCAGUUGCAUUUGACCCUACUUCUGCGCAUUAUGUAGGUGCAGCAAGUAUAACUGUUCCUUUCCAAGCAUAUGAUGAGGAAGGUGAAAUUCAACUGGGACCAGAAGGGGAAAAUUUGAUACCUCCAACGAAUCAACGUUCGACUCUUGAGCUAUUCUCACAAGGGUCCGAUCCUUGGAGGGUGAUUGAUGGAUACGAUUUCGAUCAAAAUGAAGAAGUUUUAUGUAUGGAAAGUGUCACAUUAGAAUCUCCAGGUGCAGAAGGUGGUCUCAGAGAUUUCAUUGCUGUCGGAACUGGAUUCAAUUUCGGUGAAGACAGAGCGACCAGAGGUAACACAUACAUAUUUGAAAUCGUGGAAACAGUCGGUCCGGGAGGUAAAGCUUUUGGAUCGGGUUGGAGAAUGAGAUUAAGAACCAAAGAUCCAGCUAGAAAUCCAGUUUCUGCAAUCAGCCAUGUCAAUGGUUAUUUAAUAAAUUCUAAUGGGCCGAAAAUCUACGUCAAAGGUUUCGAUGACGAUCAACAGCUCAUGGGUUUAGCUUUCCUCGAUGUCCAAAUCUAUGUAACAAGCAUCAAAGUCUUCAAGAAUUUCAUAUUGAUCAGUGAUUUGUAUAAGAGUUUCUGGUUUGUAGCGUUACAGGAGGAACCAUAUAAAUUCAUCACGAUCAGUAAAGAUCUUCAACCUGUAUCACCCAUUGUUACGGAUUUCCUGGUACAUGAAGGUCAAAUGACUUUUAUUUCAAAUGACAGAAAUGGUGAUAUGAGAAUGUUAGAUUUUGACCCUACCGACCCUGAUUCGCUCAAUGGGGAAAGAGUAUUACUGAGAACCGAAUAUCAUACGGGAGCUCCGAUUACUACGUCGAAAGUUAUCGCUAGACGUAAGACUGCUGAAGAGGAGUUUGCACCUCAAACUCAAAUCGUCUAUGCCACUGCCGAUGGAGCUCUGACGACGUUGGUCUCAGUAAAACCAGCUCGGUUUAAGCGAUUACAACUUGUUUCUGACCAAUUAGUGAGGAACGCUCAACAUGUAGCUGGACUAAAUCCAAGAGCAUACAGGACGGUGAGAAAUGAUCUUUUACCUAAACCAUUGUCAAAAGGUAUUUUAGAUGGAACGUUAUUAUCACAUUUCGCACUUCAACCUAUAGAAAGACAAAAAGAAAUGAUGAGACAGAUAGGAACCGAUGCUGUUACUGUUGCUAGCGAUUUAGCUGCUUUAGGAGGGUUCUGGUGA